Vespa velutina is the source of this 3314-nucleotide messenger RNA. RefSeq names its product conserved oligomeric Golgi complex subunit 2 (gene Cog2). The transcript is spliced from 12 exons. Gene Ontology annotation, biological process: protein transport; Golgi organization; intra-Golgi vesicle-mediated transport. NCBI's taxonomy places the organism in Eukaryota, Metazoa, Arthropoda, Insecta, Hymenoptera, Vespidae. The record is from RefSeq and is a predicted model, not a curated record. Bases 333 to 2435 code for a protein of 700 amino acids. Gene Ontology annotation, cellular component: COG complex; membrane.
GGUCCAAUCAUGGCACUGUGUUUUGUCAAGGUUAUUGAAAUACAAAUAAAUAGUUAUUAACAAUAAGUAGACAAAAUGGUUGCUGCUAGAUUAGUACCAGAUAGAUUAAAAAUUAAUGAUAAUUAUAGUUGAUUAUAGAUAUAGAUGAGUGAAUAGAACACGAAAGAAUAGUUAAAGGUUAAUCCAUAGAUCUUAAUAAAGAUAUAAAUACGUUUGAUCGUACGGAGUCCACUUGAUCUAAGGUUAUGUUAAUCACAGAUCAUUGGAUUUAAUAAGAUUACUUAUACGUAAUCGUAAAUUUAUGUCAGCAUUUAUAUCUAUGACAAUAAAUCAUGUCUGAUGAUAAAACAAGUUUGCCAGUAGCUCCAAAGGAUUUAUGUUUCUUCGAGCAUGAAUUUAUUCAGAGUAAUUUUAAUGUGGAUACUUUUCUUCAUAAUCAUCGAAAAGUCGUGAAACUUGAAACUAUGAGAGAUGAUUUAGGCAUAUAUUUAAAGUUAUUAAGAUCUGCGAUGAUCGACUUAAUUAAUAGAGAUUAUACAGACUUUGUUAAUCUUUCAAGUAAUCUCAUUGGUCUUGACAAAGCAAUUAGUAGCUUGGAAAUGCCACUUAGUCAACUUAGAGAAGAAGUUAUGCAAAUUCAGCAAACAUUAAAUGAAGAAAUAAUCAUUCUAUCCAAUAAUUUGAAUGAUGAUAGCCAAAUAAAAUUACAGAAACAAAGCUUACACAGCUUGCAAUGUGUUUAUAAAUGUUUAAGAAAAUUGUCUUCAAUGCUAUCAAUGGAUAAUUAUAUGGAAAGUUUUACAAAAAUUGAUGUUUUAGAACAAGCUACAGCAGAACUGAAUCAUUUGAAAUUUAAUGCAUCCAGAUGCAGAUCAGAUAUCUCUAUAGAUCAGCAGACAGAAAGCAAGAAAUUAGAAGAUCUCUUAAUAACGCAUCUGAAUGAGUUAUUUUUAGUUUGUAUACAUGAAAAAGAUUCUAAUUUAUUAAUUCGUUGUUUGAGAAUAUAUAUUAUGCUUGAUAAUGUUACAACUGCAGAAUUAGUAGUAAGAAGAGACGUUAUUAGUCCAAUUAUAAAUAAUAUACUUCAAGACGAAGAUUCACAAACUGAAUUUAAUAAUCUUCAAAGUAUUUACAAUAGAUUAUUAAAUAUUUUAAGCGGAGAACUCAAACAACUUUUAGACAUCACAUUAUACUCCAAUAGGAUACAAGUAAAGGGUUUUAAUUUCUUGGUAAAUAGUUUUUGGAUUGAAAUAGAGGAAAAAAUUGAUCAGCAAUUGAAAUAUAUUUUUGCACCUGGAAAUCCUGAAUUGUUCCAUAAAAGAUAUACAGAAACAAUGUGGUUUCGAAAAAAGCUGGAAGAAUUCUAUGAUGUACCUGCUCAUAUAAGCAUAUUAAAAGAUCAUCUACAAUAUAAAAAUUUUCUUAAGAAAUGGAAUCUACCAGUUUAUUUCCAAAUUCGUUUUCAAGAAAUAGCCGGUACAGUCGAAACAGCAUUUAAAGAGUCUAUUUCACCUGAAUUGAUUAAAGGAUCUGCAAAUAUUCUAAUGCUAGAAGAAUUUUCUCUUUACACAACGUCUAUCGUUUGGAAUUGUUUGUACAGGAUAUGGUCUGAAAAUAUAUAUCUAUCUCAACUUUUUCAAGAAUUUUGGAAAUUGACUCUGCAAGUAUGUUCAAGAUAUCAAACAUGGGCUUGCACAGCAAUAAGACAAAAGUGGCAAGAAAGUAAUAAGUCUGAAAGUAUAGCAAAUAGUAAUCGUUAUACUAAAUUGGAUUUCUUGAUAUAUUUGUAUUGUGAUGUAGAAAAAUUUGUGAAUGGAUUACCAAAUCUUCUACGGAUAGUGCAGUUAAAAAAUCCAAAUCAAAAUCCUGCUACAUUUAAAUUAUUAGAAGAUUGUUUGACUGAAACAUCUAAAACAAUUACAAUGAUUUUACAACUUACUACAGAAGAAAUUGUAAAUGAACUUAUAAUGCAUUGUGUGAUAUACUUGAAACAAGUCAGUGACAUUCCAAGAUUAUAUAGACGGACAAAUAGAGAAGUACCUACUAAACCUUGUGCAUAUGUUAAAAAUGCAUUAAGUUUUCUGACUAGUUUUCGUACCAAUUAUAAUGACUUUGUACCAACGAAUGUUACCAUAUGGUUGCAAUUAGCACUGUCUUUGUUAACAGAAUGUUAUUUAACGUCUGUAACAGAUGUAUUGACAUCUGUUCAAAAAACUGAAGAGAGUUUAAGAAGAUUGAAAAAAAUACGUGAUAAAUCGACAGGAGUGCUUACAUCAGAUGCUCAAGGAAUUAGCGAUGAUGAAAAAAUUCGUAUUCAGUUACAAAUUGAUGUAAAUGCAUACAGUGAAAUGAUUACUGAACUCGAUGUACCAGUUUCAGAUAUAUCUCAUUUACAAGAAUUAUCGCAAGCUGUUGAAGCAGCUCUAAAAAAAUAAUAUUUUAGAACUAUUCAUUAUCUCUUGCUUGAUUUAUGUGACUUUAGCGACGGGUGUAGGAAGAAAAAAAAUAAAAUCAUAUUAAGAGAACACUGUCCUUUCUCUUGAUUUAUUGUAUCAAUGUGUCUGUACUCCGAGUGAUGUAAAUUUUAAAUGGUCCAGAAGUUACAAACGUUUAAUGAAUGAAUAACGCGAUCGAAAUAACAAUGAAACAAAAACAUGCAAGUAUUACAGAUUAUAUCACAUCGAAGCUAAGAUCCUACAUUCUCAAUAAUACAUGUAUGGUAUAUCAAGAAACGCUGGGCUAUUACAUAUUAUACAUAAUAACGAGAGAAAUAAAAAUUGAUCUCAUUAACAGAAUAUGUAUGGACAUUAAGACUGUUCACUACCUUUUGUUCAAAGCGUGUGACUUCAGCGAUGAUAUGGACAAAAUAUGAAUUACAAAUGCAAGCUUACGGGGAACGCUGUCCUCACCUUCAUACGUCUAUCGUACGGUGUAUAAGCCUUGUUUGGUUAUUCCCCUCUUACGCGUACGUAACAAUUAAUUUCGUGUGAAUUAGAAUAAGUAGUUCAGUAGACUUUACUAAUAGUAAACUGUGAACGCACCCUUUUCAAUCUCUCAUAUAUCUUUAUAUAUCUUAAAUAUCUUUUUUAGCGUGCGAGUUUCGCAGUGAUCCGUGUUAGAUACGACAUCUGUACGUAUUUAUUUUACAAAAAAUGCAUAGCAAAUAAUAAAUAAAAUUGACACAUUUAAAAAUUAGUAUAUAAAUCUGCGACAAAAAAUAAGAAUUUGUCGAAUAUUUUCUGAAAAAUAAUUAGUGAGUAUGUAAUAUUAUAUUAUUUUAAUAUAAAUUAAAACACGAGUUCAUUUUCACACUA